AUGGCGGCGGACUCUCGAGAUCAAACUUCGCAGGCGGAUCCUUCUACAAAAACGGAGCCAACGACGGCGGACGGAAAGACGAGAUAUGAAAUAUCCAAGUCGCAAGUGGGCAAGCUAUGGGAGGAGCUCGGAAACCCCAGCGAACCGAUCAAUUUAAUGCCUGGUGGCACCUAUAACUCGGCAGGCGGUAAGCCAAAGGAAGUCACGGUUAUGGAUUCACUGAAAUCGUUAUCCCUCGAUAAAUUUACAUCGGUAUACAAAGCCCCUUGCGCGCGAGAUUCUCUUCUAGUGGGAAUAGGUACAGGAUUCGGCAUUGGAGGCAUAAGGGCUAUACUUGGAGGUCUUAAGUCGUUAUGGAGUGCUAGUAACUGGGCUGUUGGUUCUUUUGCGAUUGUGUCGUUGGCUGCACACGAAUACUGCCAAAGACAGAGGGCCAUUGAACGUGAGGGAAUGAGAGAAGCGGCUGAACUCAUGAGGGAACUCAAGCUUAGGAAACAAAAGGAGCGAGACGCUGCCAGGAAACUGCACGAGGAAGAGGAAGCCCGGAAAGCAGAGGAGGCACGCCGGAAGAGCUGGACGAACCUGUCCAAUUAUAAAUUUUGGUAG
Messenger RNA from Nannizzia gypsea CBS 118893, 606 nucleotides. RefSeq lists its product as hypothetical. Gene Ontology annotation, biological process: mitochondrial respiratory chain complex IV assembly. Lineage: Eukaryota; Fungi; Ascomycota; Eurotiomycetes; Onygenales; Arthrodermataceae. The record is from RefSeq and is a predicted model, not a curated record. The transcript is spliced from 2 exons. Bases 1 to 606 code for a protein of 201 amino acids. Gene Ontology annotation, cellular component: mitochondrial inner membrane; mitochondrion.